Molecule: messenger RNA, 1356 nt
Organism: Linum trigynum
Lineage: Eukaryota; Viridiplantae; Streptophyta; Magnoliopsida; Malpighiales; Linaceae
Source: the annotation of a GenBank genome assembly
CGGGAUGACGAGCCCGAGGGCCGGGUAGGAUAGUCGACCAGGUUGGGCUGAUGGGUUCGGUUCCUGCAGGGCGAACCGUAGUGGGCGGGGCCGAGGCAAGUCGGGCAGGAUCCGGUCAGACCGAUACGGGGUGGGUCGAUGUUGGUCGAACCGAGGUGAGUCGGACCGGACCUGGUCGGACAGGAACGGGACGGCCCGAGGUGGGUCGAACCGGGCAUCGUCCGAGUCCUUCUAAUCUGCAACCAAGAAGGGUGGACAGCAGGGGACCAGCUGGUUGGGAGGGCCCGCAUGGGGUACCCUAUGUUCCGGGAGGAUACCAGAGCCAGCCAGGUGACUACCCGGGGGACUACAGGCAUGAGAAUCCGAGCUGGGCGUCGAAAAAUACAUACGGGCAGCCGUGGAGGAUGCCGGGUAACGACGGGUAUGGUUCGUAUUAUAUUAACUAUGAAGGAGCUGAUGAAGUGGUUUUUCGCGCCAAGCCUCCUACCAUUGAGUUUCCAAUAUUCAAUGGGCAAGAGGAUGCAGGUCUUUGGUUGUAUGCAGCUGAGAGGUGGUUUAAAAACCAUCUGAUCCCGGAAGAGAGAAAGGCCUAUCUGGCGUCGUUUUAUUUGGAGGGUGAUGCGCUCCAGUGGUGGGAGUGGAUGGAGAGAUCAUACGCAGCGGCCGAGACUUUGAUUACCUGGCCCAUGUUUCAGGAGGAGCUUCGUUACUAGUUCGGGAAAUCAGAAGGGUGGGCCCCUGAGCAGUUGACCAAGCUGAAGCAGACCGGCACUGACACGCUAAAACACAACACCAAAUUGCGACCAAGUGUAAUUGCAGUCCGGGAAUGCAGUAAAGUGGCAAGUUCUAUUAUCAACCCGGGUCUAGAUCUACUGCUUACUCCGUGAUUAUCUUUUAUCUAGCCAACUAAGUCAAGUGAUUGUUGUUUUAAGCAAAAGCAGUAAGAAAGCAAGAAUUGGUACAGUUUUCUCAAGCAAAGAAGAGUCACUCUGGAAUGAGUCCCCCUAGCUCCUUAGUUAGGUUUCAAUUGUAAUUAUCCUGGGUUGAUUUACUGUUGAUUAGACUGCGGAAGAUCUGACAGUAGCUUGGAAUCUCUUAAGCUGACCAAGCCCUCUCAGUCUAACUACCCGGCAGACGACUAGUCUUCACCGGGAUAGAAAGCUGAAGCAAUAAGCACAGAACUCCACUACUGGAAUUGGAUUCCAGUACAAAGCAGUAAAAUGGCUAACUCUCGUAUAGCCAAUCUCCUACUACCGAAUGAUGAGGCUCUAACAACCUAAUCAGAUUCUAUCUAUCUCAGGUUGCAGCAAAAAUCAAGAAAAGCUGAUUAGGCUUCAAUCAAUUCAAUAAAACAUG